This is a messenger RNA of Nicotiana attenuata, 7880 nucleotides long. RefSeq lists its product as uncharacterized. Bases 224 to 6802 code for a protein of 2192 amino acids. The transcript has 16 exons. Gene Ontology annotation, molecular function: ADP binding; carbohydrate binding. The record is from RefSeq and is a predicted model, not a curated record. NCBI's taxonomy places the organism in Eukaryota, Viridiplantae, Streptophyta, Magnoliopsida, Solanales, Solanaceae.
CAAUCUCUAGCUAUUUCAUUCUUCCUUCUGUCGCUGGCCAUUCUUUAGCCAAUUACUUCAACUUCUCUCGUAAAUCUUUAUGAAUCCAAUAGUUUAUUUCUCAAACAAGAGGUUCUAAUAGCAGCUUAAUCUUGGUUUGCUGAACUUUAAGCGACCAAAAGGUCUUUUGAACUUGAAAGGAAAAAAGUGAUUACUUUGGCAUUAACCAGUGAAAAUUACAAUCAUGGAAAGAGGAGAAAGAGACAAAGGGGAAGCAAACAACUUAUCGGGAAAUCAAGUGAGUUACGGUCAACCAGACUCAAUAUUGGUGGAGCCACUGGGAGGCACUGGUGGAUCACAAUGGAAUUACAUGCUGAAAAGUCCCAUUAGAGAAAUAUUGAUUGCUCAUGGAGAUUGUAUAGACUCCAUCAUCUUUAGAACAGUUACUGAACAAGGUACUAUCAUAGAGUCAACAAAGUUUGGAGGGGAUGGAGGUCGAAGAGACAAGGUUGUUAUAGAGGCAACUCCUUUGGAAUAUUUAACAGACAUCAAGGGGACAAUUGGGCUUUGUUGUGGCCAUUUGGUUAUAAAAUCUCUAUGUUUUAUAACUAAUGCAAAGAAUUAUGGACCAUUUGGGUGUGAGGACGGUGGAACCCCAUUUUCACUUGUGAUGGAAGAAGGUGUAGCUAUUGUGGGAUUUCACGGGCGUUCUGGGUUGUACCUUGAUGCUAUUGGUGUUUAUUUGAAGAAACUUGAUCCUCCCACUUCAGCAAAAGAACCUAUGAUUGAAGACAUUGAAAUCCGUGACAUCAUGGAAAGAGGAAAACAAAUUGAAGGAGAAAGAGAGAAAGGGGAAUUAGCAAACAGUUUUGAGGUGAAGGGAAAUCAAGUAAGUUACGAUCAAGCGGAUUCAAUAUUGGUGGAGCCAUGGGGAGGCACUGGUGGAUUAGAAUGGUAUUACAAGCUGGAAAGUCCCAUUAAAGAAAUAUUGAUUGCUCAUGGAGAUUGUAUCGAAUCCAUCAUGUUCAGGACCGUUACUGAACAAGGUACUACCAAAGACUCACCAGAGUUUGGUGGGGAUGGAGGUCGAAGAGACAAGGUUGUUAUUGAGGUAACUCCAUUGGAAUAUUUAACAUGCAUCAAGGGGACAUUUGGAUAUUGUGGUAGCUAUUCGGUUGUAAAAUCUCUAUAUUUUAUAACUAAUGCAAAGAAUUAUGGACCAUUUGGGUCUGAGGCUGGAACCCCAUUUUCGCUUGUGAUGAAAGAAGGUGGAGCUAUUGUGGGAUUUCACGGGCGAUGUGGAGCAUACCUUAAUGCUAUUGGUGUUUAUUUGCAGAAACUUACUCCUUUAUCAAAGGAACCUGAAGCUAAAAACAUGGAGCCAAAUGAACGUGUGGUUGAAGAAAUUGAAAUCCAUGACGAAAAUCAAGUGAGUUAUGAUCAAACGAACUCAAUAUUGGUGGAGCCAUGGGGGGGUAACACUGGUGGAUCUGAAUGGAAUUACAAGCUGAACAGUCCCAUUAAAGAAAUAUUGAUUGCUCAUGGAGAUUUUAUACACUCCAUCAUUUUCAGAACCAUUAACGAAAAAGGUACUACCAAAGACUCACCAAUGUUUGGUGGGGAUGGAGGUCGAAGAGACAAGGUUGCUAUUGAGGCAAUUCCAUUCGAAUAUUUAACAGGCAUCAAGGGGACAUUUAGACGUUGUGGUAUCCAUUUGGUUAUAAACUCUCUAUGUUUUAUAACUAAUGUAAAGAAUUAUGGACCAUUUGGGUCUGAGGAUGGUGGAACACCAUUUUCAGUUGUGAUGAAAGAAGGUGGAGCUAUUGUGGGAUUUCACGGGCGUUCUGGAGCGUACCUUGAUGCUAUUGGUGUUUAUUUGCAGAAACUUACUCCCCCUGCUUCGGCACAGGAACCUGAAGAUGAAACAAUUGAGCCAAAUGAACCUAAGGUUGAAGAAAUAAUUGAAAUCCAUGACGAAAAUCAAUUGAGUUACGAUCUAGCAGACUCAAUAUUGGUGGGGCCAUGGGGAGGCAAUACUGGUGGAUCAGAAUGGAAUUACAAGUUGAAAAAUCCCAUUAAAGAAAUAUUGAUUGCUCACGGAGAUGUUAUAGACUCCAUCAUGUUCAGAACCGUUACCGAACAAGGUACUACCAAAGACUCACCAAAGUUUGGUGGGAAUGGAGGUGAAAUAAAUAAGGUUAUUUUUGAGCAAACACCACUGGAACAUUUAACGGGCAUCAAGGGUACAUUAGGACGUUUCAAUGGCCAUUUGGUUGUAAAAUCUCUAUGUUUUACAACUAAUGCAAAGAAUUAUGGACCAUUUGGGUCUGAGGAUGGUGGAACACCAUUUUCAGUUGUGAUAAAAGAAGGUGGAGCUAUUGUGGGAUUUCACGGGCGUUGUGAAGUGUACCUUGAUGCUAUUGGUGUUUAUUUGCAGAAAUCUACUCCCCCUGCUUCGGCACAGGAACCUGAAGAUGAAACAAUUGAGCCAAAUGAACCUAUGGUUGAAGAAAUAAUUGAAAUCCAUGACGGAUCAGGAUCAACUGAUCAUAAGAAAGGGAAAAUAACAAAAAGUGAAAGUGAAUUGCCAACAAUGGGAAAUCAAGUGAGUUAUGAUCAAGCGGGUUCGAUAUUGGUGGGGCCAUGGGGAGACUAUACUGGUGGAUCGGAAUGGAAUUACAAGUUUAAAAGUCCCAUUAAAGAAAUAUUGAUUGCUCAUGGAUACGUUAUAGACUCCAUAAUGUUCAGAACCAUUACCGAACAAGGUACUACCAAAGACUCACCAAAGUUUGGUGGGAAUGGAGGUCGAAUAAAUAAGGUUGUUAUUGAGGCAACUCCAUCGGAAUAUUUAACAGGCAUCAAGGGGACAUUUGGAUGUUAUUAUGGCCAUACGGUUAUAAAAUCUCUAUGUUUUAUAACUAAUGCAAAUAACUAUGGACCAUUUGGGUCUGAUGCUGGUGGAUACCCAUUUUCACUUGUAAUGAAAGAAGGUGUAGCUAUUGUUGGAUUUCACGGACAUUCGGGGUUGUACCUUGAUACUAUUGGUGUUUAUUUGCAGAAACUUGCUCCUCCCAAUUCAGCAAAGGAACAUACGGUUGAAGACACUGAAAUCCGUGACCAGGUGUCCCUUUCUGCUCUUCGCAAGGACAUUGUCAAUAUUCUGGAUUUCAUAGAGAGCUUAAAGAAUGAAGAAAAUGAAAAGGCAUUUCACGUGGAUCUAAUUGGAAAGCUAAAAUUAAAGCUGGCACUAUUUUGUACAUAUGUCCAGCUUUCUUAUUCAAAUAUGGAAAAUUUUAAUUAUAUAAUGACUCGCAUAAGACAAGAGGUUGAAACAAUUUUAUACAAUUUUGGCUACUACAUGCCGUUCAAACAAGGCAUGCGUCAUAUCCAUCCUCGCCUCGUGGAGAAUAUGGAAUAUUGUAUCGGCUCAUGUUAUCUUGCUAAAUCAAGUGCCUCCAUGACUGGGGAGCAAUUGGACUUCCUCCUCCAGAAUCUCCAUCAUCUUUCCAAGUAUUGUGCUGAACAAUAUUCUCCAUUCGUGACUGAAUAUGAGAUUCUUCGGAAUGUAUGUGCCAACAUACGAGAUUUCCACGGGUUGAUAGUGAAUGGUUGUGUUGGGCAUGAGAUUGUUGAACAUGUCCUACCUCAGUUUCAACUAAUGGCUCAGAGAGUAGGACGCUUCCAUUGGGAAUAUGAGUUUCCUGGAGAUUCUCGACUCUUCAAACUAGCACAACUACUCUUGAAGAUUAUUCCAAUUGAACUGGAGGUUAUGCACAUAUGUUUUACAAAUUUGAAAGCUUCAACAUCAGCAGAAGUUGGACGCUUCAUUGAGCAGCUCCUAGAAACCUCUCCGGACAUUCUUAGAGAAUAUCUGAUUCAUCUACAAGAGCACAUGGUAAAUGUUAUUACCGCUAGCACUCCAGGGGCUCGAAACAUUCAUAUCAUGAUAGAGUUCCUAUUAAUCAUUUUCACUGAUGUGCCUAAGGAUUUUAUUCACAAUGGCCAGUUGUUUAAAUUCCUAGCACGUGUUGGAGAACUCACCAGGGACGUAUCAGCUAUUGCUCGCGACUUAGAAGUGAAAUCAAAGAAUGCAGAGAGUACCAAUAAAACAAACAGUGCAACUCUAGGCUUGCUCGAAAAUAUUGAACCCCUCAAGAGAGAACUCAAAGAUGUUUACCUGAAAGCCCCAGACUCAUCUCAACUCUGUUUUCCCUUGAGUGAUGCACCCCUAUUCAUGCAUCUUCUACUUAGACACCUAAAUGAUUUGCUCAAUUCCAAUGCUUAUUUAAUUGCUUUGAUAAAGGAAGAAAUCAGACUGGUGAAAGACGAUCUAGAAUUCAUAAGAUCUAUCUUCAUGAAUGUUGAACAAGAAUUGUAUAAAGAUCUUUGGGCACGUGUUUUAGAUCUAGCAUAUGAGGCAAAAGAUGUCAUUGAUUCAAUUAUUGUAAGAGAUAAUGGUCUCUUACAUCUUAUUUUCUCACUUCCCCUUGCCAUAGAAAAGAUCAAGCUUAUCAAAAAAGAGAUCUUACUUGAGAAGAUUCCCAAAAACAAGAGCCUCAUUGUUGUAAACUCUCCCAAUAAGCCACUUGAAAGCAAGUCAUCAUCAGCUGAGCAAAUAAUCGUAGGUUUUGAAGAGGAGACAAAUUGGAUAAUUAGGAAUCUCACCAGUGGACCAAAAAUGCUAGAUGUCAUUUCGAUCACUGGUAUGCCGGGUUCCGGUAAAACUACUUUGGCGUAUAAAGUGUAUAAUGAUAAGUCAAUUUAUGGUCAUUUUGACAUCCGUGCACGGUGUACAGUCGAUCAAAAGUAUGACGAGAUGGAGUUGCUGAAAAAACUUUUUAAUGAAGUUGCUGGCUCAACUUCGAAAUUCGGUGAGAAUAUUGAUGUUGCUAAUGAGCUACGGAAACAUCUGUUUGGAAAGAGGUACCUUAUAUUCUUAGAUGAUUUGUGGGACACUGCAGCAUGGGAUGAGUUGACAAGACCUUUUCCUGAAUGUGAGAAAGGAAGUCGAAUUAUUUUGACGACUCGAGAAAAGAAAGUGGCUUUGUAUGCACAACGCCAUAGUGAUCCUCUUGACCUUCGAUUGCUAACACAGGAAGAAAGUUGGGAGUUAUUAGAGAAAAAGGUCUUUGGAAAAGAACAUUGCCCUGAUGAACUAGUGGUUGUUGGAGAAGAGAUAGUCCAAAACUGUAAAGGGCUUCCUUUGGUGGUUGAUUUGAUUGCUGGAGUCAUUGCAGGGAAGGAAAAGAAAAAGAGUGUGUGGCUUGAAGUUCAAAAUAAUUUGAAGUCCUUCAUUUUGAACAAGAAAGUGGAAGUGAUGAGGGUUAUAGAAUUAAGUUAUGACCAUUUGCCUGAUCAUCUAAAGCCAUGCUUACUUUACCUUGCAAGUUAUCCAAAGGACGAAUUAAUUGGAGCCGAUGUUUUGAAAAUUGUAUGGCGUGCCGAAGGAUUUGUGGAACAGACAGAUAUGAAGAGUGUGGAAGAAGUGAUGGAGGUUUAUCUGGAUAAUUUAACUUCCAGUAGCUUGGUAAUUUCUUUCAAGGAGAUAGGUAAAGACCGGACUUGCCAAAUUCAUGAUCUUGUGCAUGACUUUUGUUUGAUAAAAGCAAGAGAGGAAAAGUUGUUCGACUUCAUAAGUUCAAGUGCUCCAUCAUCAUCUUCUUCAGAUCUGAUGCCACGUCACAUGAGAAAUGAUUUUGAUAAGGAGCACUUUGGGCAUAACAAUUUUGUCUUGUUCGAUUCAAAAGCGAAAAGGCAUUCUGGUAAGCACCUCUAUUCUUUGAAGAUAAAUGGACACGAGCUGGACAACUAUCUUUAUGAUGUAUGUCACCUAAGACACUUGAGGCUUCUUAAAGUGUUGAUCCUGGAUCGCUCCUUUAUCAAGGUGAAAGAUUCUUUGCUGAAUGAAAUAUGCAUGUUGGUUCAUUUGAGGUUCUUAAACAUUCAGACAGAAGUUAAAUCUCUGCCUUUGUCUUUAUCAAACCUCUGGAAUCUUGAAACUCUGUCUCUCGAUAAUGGUAAUCAAUCCAUGGUACUACUACCGACUAUUUGGAGUCUUUCAAAAUUACGAGUGCUGAACGUAUAUGCCGGUUCCUUCAUUGAUUUGGAUACAGAUGAACCAAUAUUGACAGCAGAGGACCCAAAGUUAGAGAACUUGAGAACAUUAGAGCUACUCGAGCUUUCCUAUUCGAAAGACACACAUGAUAUUUUCAAAAGGUUUCCCAAUCUUCAAGAGCUUGGAUUUUUUCUCAAGGAAUCAUGGGAUUGUUCAACAGAGGGAUAUUGGUUCCCGAAAUUGGACUUCCUAAAUGAAGUAGAAAUAAUCGUAGUAACUUUUCAAAGUUCAAAUUCAAGUGAUAGCGCACCCUUAGAGUUUGAAAAUCGACUGUGGAAUUUUCACUUCCCUUCGAGUUUAAAAAAAUUGUCGUUGCGUCAGUUUCCGAUGACAUCAGAUUCACUAUCAACAAUAGCGAAACUGCCCAAGCUUGAAGAUCUGUACCUUGAAGACGCAAUCAUCCAUGGGGAAGGAUGGAACAUGGGGGAGGAAGACACCUUCCAGAAACUCAAAUGUUUGACAUUGCAGCGAGUGAAUCUUGCUAAGUGGGAGGUUAGAGAGGAAUCCUUUCCUGUGCUUGAGAUAUUACGACUGCGGGACUGUCGUAAGCUUGAGGAGAUUCCGCCUAGUUUCGGGGAUAUUUGUUCAUUAAAAGUUAUCGAACUCCCAUGGAGCCCUCAACUGGAAGAUUCUGCUUUGGAGAUUAAGAAAUAUGUUGAAGAGACGGCGGGAAAAGACAGGAUUCAGGUCCUUGUUCACAAGUCUUGAGCACUUUUACACAGAGAAAAUAUAAUGCAUGUAAGGAAUACAUCCAAUUAAUGCAUCUAAUACAUUCUCCCAGCUAUUUCCGUUCUUCUUUUCUUCAUUUUGUGGGUAAAUGUACUCCAGCAUUUGUUCUUUCAAAUUGUUGUUAUUGUAUACUUUUUCUUUUCUUUUUUGGGCAUGGCUUGAGUUGUUUGCAUAUCAUAUGUUACUCCUCAAGUCCAGAAACAUGUAUACAUGGGAUUGCUGACUCUCCGCAAUGCUGAGAAUAGUGCUGUAGGAAGUGGAUUUGGAGGAUAGCAAGAAGUAACUGAAACAAAAGGUGGGCAACCUCUGUACUAUAUGAAAGUUACCUUAUAUCUCAGCUUUUUCAAGUUUUUAUAUAUCUUUCACAAUCAGCCCAGCUGCAUAGAGUUAUAAUUGUGAUGCAGGCUGAUGGAAUUCACACGCACUAAGAAUCAGCCUAUCGAUGCAUUUGAAGGUGAGGCUGCAUGUGUAUUCACUUUAAAUAACAAUGAAGAAAGAGUAGAUGGUGGUGCAACUUCAACUGUAAUGCAGAAAAUUCAAAUUCUUCGGUCUUUAUACCUACCUCAGUGGCUGCCAGUGGUGAGGCGCAACAAGUUGAUGCACAUGGGAUGCAAGAAAAAUAAGUGCAGGUGGAUGAAUUUGCAAUUAGAUGCAGCUGUAGUUGUAGUUAGCUCUACAUGCGUAGAUAAUUUUGCUGCUAUUCUUGCUCCGUCUUCUGUGUAACAACAAAACAAACAAGAAGCUCACACUUUCAUCCCUCCCAAAUCGACAAUGCCUUGGUUGUUGUUCAACAGCCUGACUGCUAGUUUUGGCGAUGCUAAGCUUCGAUAGCAUUCUGUCAUAGACUCACCAGCUUUGGCUGCAAAGCAAACUCAUGCGGGAUGUUUUGUGCACCGGGAUGCCCUUUAUUUUAUUUAUCUUUAGACAUCACAAAAUGUUAAACACCACUCUAUUGCUAUACAACAUUUACAGCUUUCAAUAAUUCAAAUUCAUUAAACUACUUGUAAUAUUAAACUUUGAUUUGAUAUUUUUCUCUAUUGGACUAAUUUCUCAACUA